Molecule: messenger RNA, 1089 nt
Organism: Pectinophora gossypiella (pink bollworm)
Lineage: Eukaryota; Metazoa; Arthropoda; Insecta; Lepidoptera; Gelechiidae
Gene: ACBP
Product: acyl-CoA-binding protein homolog
Exons: 4
Coding region: 226-498 (90 amino acids)
Biological process (GO): fatty acid metabolic process
Molecular function (GO): fatty-acyl-CoA binding
Source: RefSeq, a predicted model, not a curated record
UUUCUUACGUACCAUUUAUUUCUCUAGUUUUUCGCAAUCAAAAUAAUCAAAUAUUAAUUUUCGAUAGCGGGUGUAGAUGUGCAAAGUUUGAUCCGCCGAUAACCCGUCAUACAUCGCUUGCUGUACGGUUUCCUGACUUUCUUCAUUCAGUUUGUUACGAGCAUUCGUGCCAAGCGGUCAGUCCCACUUUAGUACGAAGUUAGCUAGUCCAGUCAAUCACACAACAUGUCUCUCCAAGAGCAAUUCGACAAGGCUGCCGCCGAUGUCAAGAACCUCAAGUCGCUGCCCAGCGACAACGACCUGCUGGAGCUGUACGCUCUCUUCAAACAGGCCACCGUUGGUGACGCCGACCCUGCCAAUAAGCCCGGUAUGCUAGACCUGAAAGGCAAGGCGAAGUACGCCGCGUGGGAGAAGAAGAAGGGGACUUCCAAGGAGGACGCCCAGAAGGCCUACAUCGCGAAGGCAGAGAGCCUCAUCGCGUCCAUCGGCCUCCAGUAGACGACUCAGUACAGACCGCUCGUAAAGAACUCCUCCUACCCCAUUGGCCACUCUUCCUAACGUCGAUACCAUUAGCCAAUCGCGUUACUUCAUGACGUGAUCAGGAGACGAUGUGAUAGGUUGAUAAGUUGUCGACGUAUCUCGACCAAUGGGUAGUCUUUCUUUACAGCACGUUUAUUUCAACAGUGUAGUUUGUUUGACUUAACAUAAAUUGUUUUAGACAAUUUACAUUACGUACAACAAAUACACUGAUUUGUUUUUUAAUGAGCGGAUUGCGUACAAAUACAAAUAUGUGAUAGGGUUGUGAAGACUAUAUUUAUUAUCUAUGCACUGUGAACAGUUUAUGUCACUGUCAAAAUAAUUAUGGCCGUCCGUCUCAUUAAAAAAAUCUAGUAUUUAUUUUUCGGUAUAGGCUGUUAGGUUAUAUACAGGUGUAAAACAUCACAUAAUAAUGUAAGAAUAAGUUUUUAUUCCUUUUUUUCUACACAAAUCUGGUGCUCCAAAAUCAAGCUUAUUUAUUGUUUUUCGAUGUUGCAUUUUUUGUUUAAAAAUAUUUUGUAUUAUACUGAUUAAACCAGUUGGGUACUGUCA